CCAUCCAUCCAUCCAGGUCCUCCGGAUGGAUGGAUGGGUUUCUUAACCUUUCUCGAACGCUGAGUCCCCACCAAGGAAUCUAAUUUCUUCAUGUCCUGAAGCUUAUUUUUCAGUCCCGUUUGCAAAUCUCCUGUAGGGCGGCGAUUCGUAGCAGUGCGAGGCCCCAUUCGCCUCCUAAACAAGACACCAAGACAACUGAAUCCUUCAGCUUGAGAUAGACGGUGACUCCUGACCUCUAGGAAGACGUUUUACUAAUCUCUUCAUGUCACUUACAAAAAGAAAUAAAUUCUGUCUCGGUAAUAGUGUUAAAUCACUUGGUUGGUCUGUAUUUCAGAGCCUUAGGAAGGUUAUACCGAUGCUGUUGCUGCUCUUAGGGGUCUUUUGUUUUUAAAUAAUUCAUGUCAGACUAAUUGGUUACUGGAGAAUUGUUGACACUGAACAAGCAGCUAAAUGCAGCUUUUCUUUCCCUCUGAAAUUUGUCCUGAAAUUCCAGACAUGGACAGGAAGCUGCAGGUAUUUCAUUACUUCCCUGCUCUGGUAUCGACCUCACACUUAUCUGACUUAAAGUUAGUCAGCAUGUAUUGCUCACAUGGAUGGCGACUCACAAGUCAUCGUGCUUUACUCUAAUAUUGAAAACAUGAUUUAAUGUGGGUCGCAAUGCAUAUUUGUGACUGGCAUGAUUGUUUUUUUCAGUUUGAUUUAUCAAACCUCCUUCUCAUGUCUUCUUUGUAAGCCUCUGCAUCCGCCGUGCUGUUGUGCUUUUUGUUUAAAAACUGUUUUAUGUCUUGCAAAAACAAGAAUAGACCUUGAAUGUGAUUUUAUGAGACAGAAAAAAAAAACAGAAAACAGUGAAGAAGCAAAAUGAUACAUGAAAAUAGCAACAAUAAAAAAAGCAACAGUUAUAUAUUAUUACUCUGAUACCUCUACAUAAAAUCCAGAACAACCAAUCCCCUUCAAAUGCAACUAAGUUAAUAAACAGAGCCUAAAUUUCAGUGUAUCAGUUUAAUAUAAUUUAAGUUUAAAAAAACACUAUCACCCUGAAUAUUAUAACUAGCAUAGUUAAACAUGGUGGUGGCAGUGUCAUGCAGUGGGGAUAGAUUUUCUUAAGCAGGAACGAUGAAGCUUGACAACAGAAGAUGGGUUAAACUCACUCCCAUUUUGGGGAUAAUGGCAGGCGAUUCAGAUCUAGAAGGACAUCUGGAAUGCAGUAUUUUUCCUUAUUAAAUAAUAAAAACCAAGUAUCAUUUUUCUCCCCCUCUAUUUUGCAAAACCCCCUAUAUAACCUGGGUGUAACACGGCUGUUAGGUGUCAAAAUGCAGAAAAUCUCAAGGCUCCUUCCCUUUCAUUUCUUUGGAUUUCAACCUUAUAUUUCUCUCAGUGGAGGCGACCAUUUGUUCUGCGAGAGCCUCAGAGGAAAGGUGUGGGAAGCAAGUUGCGGACUCUUAUGAGCCUGCGGUCAAGAUAGGAUUUCCUCCGCUCCAGGUCAUGAAUAAUUCAACAUGGGAGGCCACGACUCGCCUCGAAAGAGAGCAAAAAGAAAGGAUGUGUCUUUCUACCGCAGAAGGAAAGAGGACGAGGCUGGAGGAGCAUGGAGGAGGUGGUGAGGAAACGACCAAUAAUCUCCGCUAGGGAAAGAGGACCGGGCCCCGCGCGCUACGCUCUGCCCCCUACAGUCGGAUACAUUAACCAUGACUUCACCAAGCCCAGCAGCCCUGCGUACUCCUUCCACGGCCGCAUGAGCACUGCCAUGAUCUCUAUUGACUCCAGCCCUGGACCGAGGUACUAUGUCGGGGGCAAGCUCACCCGGUUUGGUCGGACCGAGACACCGUCCUACUCCAUGUCAGGAAGAGGCAGACGAAUCGGGAAGAGAGAUGAGCCGUUCCAGACUCCGGGUCCGGGGGCCUACAGCCCAGAGCGGGCGCCGCCUCUGAACGCUCACCGCAGGCCUCCGUCCUACACCAUCUCCGAGCGGACCAGGUACCGCUCCAUGGAUCCUGUUCCAGCGCCAAACAGCUACACUCUUCCUGGACUGCUGGGUCCCCAAGUCCCCCACAAACCUGCCAGCGCCAGCUACAGCUUCUCGGGCCGGAGGACAGCCGGCGCUCCGUCCGAGGAUCUCUCCAAAACACCGGGACCGGGGCAGUACAGAAGCACCGACCCGGACGUCUACAGGCAGCGACAGCCUUCCUUCACCAUGCAGCGCCGGACCAAGAGGAUCAGCUACUCCUCUGCUGCUCCGGGUCCGGGAACGUACAGCCCGGAGAAGACAUACGGGCAUCUCCACAAGUCCCCGUCCUUCAGCAUGGGCAUCAGGCACUCUGAGUUUGUUACCCCGCUGGUGGUGCAUGUGGUCGAUUGACUAACCGGACUCUGAAAAUACUGUGUGUAAUCUUGUUUUUAUUCCGAUUUAAACGUUCCUUUUUCAGUUCAAGCAAUUAACUUUUUUUUUAACAAUCGUAAAAAAAA
Molecule: messenger RNA, 2466 nt
Organism: Poecilia latipinna (sailfin molly)
Lineage: Eukaryota; Metazoa; Chordata; Actinopteri; Cyprinodontiformes; Poeciliidae
Product: outer dense fiber protein 3-like protein 2
Exons: 5
Coding region: 1589-2359 (256 amino acids)
Cellular component (GO): cytoskeleton
Source: RefSeq, a predicted model, not a curated record